This is a messenger RNA of Ilyonectria robusta, 1691 nucleotides long. RefSeq lists its product as uncharacterized. The record is from RefSeq and is a predicted model, not a curated record. The transcript has 2 exons. The coding region runs from base 213 to 1475 and encodes 420 amino acids. Lineage: Eukaryota; Fungi; Ascomycota; Sordariomycetes; Hypocreales; Nectriaceae.
CAACUCUAGCAAAUUUGGGCAUGUGAGCGACCGCGAAACGAGCCUCAUCCCAGCACCAUCGAUCACGACACUUCCUCCUCGCCGCCCCUCGCUCCACCUCCCGCGAGUCUUAAUCCAUCUCAGGGAAGCAGCACCCUUGCUCGCCCAUACCCUCCCGGCUUCCUCCUCCGACCGCCUUCCACCGGCCAUUCUCCAGCUUCCACCCUCCAGCCAUGGCUCCUCUCAUCCUCCACAACGUCCCCGACGACGAGUGCUACGUCGGUGACGAUGGCAUCAAGCGACCAUACGCCAUGUACUUUAACCAACAAGAUGCGCCUUCAGGGAGCGCGCGUUCGCGCCGCAGCGUCGCCGAGUCCGGUUCCUUUGGUAAAUCAAACCGCCGUUCACGCUCUCGACCUGGUACGCCCGCCCGUGGCCGAGAGAACCCAACCCUCGCUGCCGCGGAUAAGCUCUUUGGGGACUGGGUCUCCAACCAGGCCGUGCCGGCUGCCACCGUCCAGCGCAAAAGCAGCGGCAUGCUCCAGGAAGAUCCCGCGCCCCAACGCACCAUCACCUCCUCCCCUGUAGAGCUCAUCCUACGCGGCUACCGCUCCUCGACCCAACAGUACGCCGCCAUCUCACACUACGAAUCACUCGCCGGCAGUAUCCUCGAGGACUACCCUCGCGAACCCCCGGCAUCCCAGCGCCGGUACAAAUCUGAACUGCGAGAUCCGUCUUUUACGCGACGCCGAACACUGAAUGCGGAUGAGAGGGCACUAGUCAAUCGCGCGGAUGGAGGAGAGCACUGGGUCAAGGUCACGUUUGAGAGCUCAGAGGACGCUGAGGCUGCCAUGUAUGCCAGCCCCCAAAGGAUACUGGGACAUUUGGUCUACGCUGAGUCCUACCGCGGGCUCCCGCCGGCCAAGGACGAGCCCUGCCCUGAUGUCGACGCCCUGGUCAACGACCACACCCGGUCCAACAGCAUGCCCGCUGGCUUCAACGGGACCAAGCGGAAGAGCGUGACCGGCAUGCCUACGUCCUUCAACAGUCGCCUCCUCGACCUCUCCCCUUCUCACUCGCAAACCUCCAGCCUGACCAUGGACACGGGCACCAUCGCCAACUCGCACACCUCCAGCGCCACCGUCACUGAAACUAUCCCCCUUAUCCCGAAAUCCUCCACCUCGGGUAUCGAGCCUCUCGAAAUCCGUGAGGUGGACAGCGUCUUCUGCCGGCGAAUCCCCACCGCGCGCCGCGCAACUCUCCUCCCGGCCGAGCAGGCCCUGCUUCCCCAGCAGUCCGUUAUGCAGCGCUUUCUCAACGCCAUCCCCUUCGUCAAGUGGUUUGGCGGCAGCAUGAUCGGUAAUGAGGUGCCCCGUACUGAGACGGGCGAGUUUGACUGGAACCGCGCAAGCCUUUACUGGAAGCUCAUCUGGUGGCUGGAUGCCACCUUUGGGCUGUUUGGAGGUGAUGUGCUGAACAUUGACAAGGAUGACUAAACCAAAGGAGAUAUAAAAGGUGGGUUGGGGAAUAUACGACCUCGAGGGCAGUUAGACUGUACGAGAUGAGAGAUGAGCUUCAAAGAGUGGCCGCAGCAUUUAAAUCACGGCUCACGGCGUCAGGCGUGUCAAUGGAUGGUGGGGAACUUGAUCUGCUUCGACUAGAAACGGGGCAUAUAAAGAACCGUUAUAAUGUUUGUACAACAACAGAGUACC